This is a messenger RNA of Cylicocyclus nassatus, 312 nucleotides long. The record is from the annotation of a GenBank genome assembly. NCBI's taxonomy places the organism in Eukaryota, Metazoa, Nematoda, Chromadorea, Rhabditida, Strongylidae.
AUGGAUUCCAAAGAUAGCAAAGUCUACGCCGAAGCAGUAGCCGAAUCUAAGCGGCCUGAAGGUGCCAUAUCAGCAGAAGUAACACGCGCUACCUACAACGGUUACACUAUCCCAAAUCUUUCUUAUUUUAAAUGGUUCCGCCAUGGUCUUGCCAAACUGAUCGCUACACUAUUCAGCAAGGAGUCUACCCUAGCAUCUCUGGACAGCAUGAUUUCAGCAUUGCAAAACUGCGUCAAAAAGAAAUAUAUUUCCAUAGAAACAAUGGACAUCUACUCUUGCUCCAAUCUAGAAAAGAUACCACAGUUCAAGUGA